Molecule: messenger RNA, 2422 nt
Organism: Neocloeon triangulifer
Lineage: Eukaryota; Metazoa; Arthropoda; Insecta; Ephemeroptera; Baetidae
Gene: Wee1
Product: wee1-like protein kinase 2
Exons: 7
Coding region: 67-2013 (648 amino acids)
Biological process (GO): mitotic cell cycle; protein phosphorylation
Cellular component (GO): nucleus
Molecular function (GO): ATP binding; non-membrane spanning protein tyrosine kinase activity; magnesium ion binding
Source: RefSeq, a predicted model, not a curated record
UGGUACUAGCCAUUUUUCGUCUUUCGUCCGUUUGUUUUAAAGGUAUUUGUUGUGAAACGUGGGUGUAUGAUAAACGAAACUGUCAAAAUAUUAUGUGAAAAUAAUACGUCGUCGCUCGAAACUGUGCACUCAUCCGCGAUGGAGUCGGCUCAGAAGAAACUGGACUUCGACAGUCACGACGAAUCUUACGAGGAUCAUCUCAAAUUUAUUGACAACAAGUUCUGUUUCCCUGAGGACGACAUCGGCAUCACCAGCAGUCCACUUUCACGCAGGCUGCAGUUGCAGAGCCCUCGAAAGAUAAAACGCCACAUGCACACGCGUUUUCAAGAAUGGAAAGACGACGAAGAAUUUGUGCACCCUAUGCUUCCUCCGUCCCCUGUUUCGCAGAACUACCUAGACCAUGAGAAGGGGCCCCAGCCAGGUCUGCUGGACAAACCGCCAUUGACCUACUCACCGCCUUACAAGAGGGUGCGAGCUCUGAGGCUCUUCGACACUCCAAUUACUCCAAAAACCAUUAUUGAGAAAUCUAACCCUGGUCUUUUGAGCGGAGUCAAUUUACCAGAAGACUUCCCAAGACCCAUUCCUUCGUCCUUCAAGCCAACUGUGGAAAAGCCUGUUGCCAACACAAAUCCCUUUACUCCAGACAUUUUGCUCAGGUUCAGGAAAAGAACUAGGUCAUUGAGGAAUCUCAAUUCUUUGCACUCGUCACCAAACUCUGUAAAUUCGUCCAUGCAGUCAAUCGAAGACUCCCAAACUGCAAUGCAGCAAGGCUCUAUGCUAGAGGAUGAUGAAGACGAAGUUAGACAGCCUAGAAAGAGGAUAGCCAUCAAUGAGUCAAAUAUCACCAGAUACCACAAGGAAUUCCAUGAAGUUGCUCUUAUAGGGGCUGGUGAAUUUGGAAGUGUUCACAAAUGCAUCAAUCGUUUAGAUGGGUGCAUCUAUGCCAUAAAAAGAAGUAUUCAGCCAAUUGCAGGAUCUGCAGAUGAGCAAAGAGCGCUGAACGAGGUUUAUGCUCACGCUGUCCUUGGAAGCCAUCCACAUGUAGUUCGUUACUACUCCGCUUGGGCAGAAGAAAACCACAUGAUCAUACAGAAUGAGUUCUGUGGUGGAGGCAGUUUAGCCGACCAGCUGAAGAAGCUGCGAGAGGCUAAUGAGAAGCCCCCUGGUCUGCCUGAAAAGGAAUUGCGGCGUAUUUUGCUACACAUCAGUCGAGGCCUCCACUUCAUUCACCAGGCUGGCCUUGUCCACCUCGACAUCAAGCCUGGCAACAUUUUCAUUGCUCAUGAAGCAAGGGUUGUGCCGGUCUCUGCCCUCAACUCUUCUGGAGAGCUUAGCAUGGAAGAAGAGGAGGCUGUCGCUGAGCCGGAGCGAGAGGAGAAUGUUUACAAAAUUGGUGAUCUGGGUCAUGUCACAAGUAGCGACAUGCCUAAAGUUGAAGAAGGAGACUGUCGAUAUCUGCCUAGGGAACUGCUCCAGGAUGAUUUUUCACACCUGACAAAGGCAGACAUUUUUUCAUUAGGUUUAACAAUUUACGAAGCUGCUGGAGCUGGACCCCUUCCUAAAAAUGGUGAUUUAUGGCAUGCUUACAGAGAUGGAAAUCUUCCAGAACUGCCAUAUUUAAGCUCAUCUUUGAAUGAACUUAUAAAGUCAAUGGUGCACUCCAAUCCUGCUGAGCGACCAUCAGCUUCACAAAUUGCUAGCCACCCACUACUGUCGGACGCACCACCCCGAGGCCUCACUGCCCGAGAGGUGGAGCUUCAAAGAGAGGUCAAUGUGCAGAGACUGAAGUCUGAGAUAUUGGAGCGCCAGCUGCAGGAUGCUAACCGUUUGCUCAAGAUGUCGCAGGAAAAAGCUAAAACCCUGCACGAAACAAAGCGCAUUCUGAAAGCUGGCCACGAGGAGUUUAAGUCCAGCCUUGACAGCAACUGCAAUCUAAGACUGCCUGUCGACCGAGCCAAGAGUCGACUGGUAGGGUGCCGCACGAAGAGGAGCAUGAGUGCCACAAACUUUUGAGAUAUUUGUGAUGUGUCCAGUUUAAGAAUUUAUUAUAGUUGUUUCGCUUGGCUUGUGUCUGGACCUGUCGUAGCUGAAAACAAUUCAUUGUUUCUUCCUUGUGCUUUACAAUUUUUAUACGUUGUCCCUGCAAGGUCCAGUUGUGUUACACUGUCCCUGCUUAUUACGAAUCUCCAGAAUUACCUGCCUGUGUCAAAUUGUUUUAGGUGGAUAAUAUGCAAAGUAAGGGAAAUUUAUAAUUGCUGGAGACACGAAAUUUAUUUUGUAUCUUAUCUCUUCUCAUAGUUAUUAAUGCAUUUCGUUUUGAUAUACGCAUUCUUUAUGAAAUAAAUUUAUUAAACAGAUGAUACAAAAAAUAAUUUAUACAGGAGGCCAAUUAAUUUGUCUUUCUCCUUAUUUGUGGAUGUGC